AUGGCAUGCCCGUUGCUUUACCCUGGACUGCAUGUCGUGCAUCCCUCUUCCAGCACAUGCCCUUCUCCGUCUUCUGGUCUUGUGAGGCUACCGGUCAAGACUUACGACGAGAACGACCACCUGGUCACUGUUGAGAGCGAUCCCGUCAAGUUCGAAGGCAAGGUCAACCUCUCAUGGGUUAUCUUAGCGAGCCUGGAGAGCAAAACGAUUCAGCAGGUUGGCAUCGCAUUCUCAGUGCGUAAGACCCUCCCAACUGGGGCGUUUGGCGCGAUCAUCUAUAGCGGGAUGGCACCUUCUGGGAGAAUCUUGGGUCGGCUCCGUCGACAAGUUCCAGUCGAGGAUCGGCUCCGUCUUGCUAUGUUGCCCACGACCGUGGUGAAGGCAUCAUCACUCAAAGCACACAGACUGUACCGACUACGAGGCUCCGGCUCACAAGUUCACAGCCAACUUGCUCGCGCACCGGCGGGAGUGGCUAUUAGGCCCUUCGAGUGGAAGCAGGACAUUCCUAUUGAGGUCAAGCUCAGGACUCAAGGCAACGCCAUCAGAUAG
Fonsecaea erecta is the source of this 549-nucleotide messenger RNA. RefSeq lists its product as hypothetical. The record is from RefSeq and is a predicted model, not a curated record. The transcript is spliced from 2 exons. NCBI's taxonomy places the organism in Eukaryota, Fungi, Ascomycota, Eurotiomycetes, Chaetothyriales, Herpotrichiellaceae. The coding region runs from base 1 to 549 and encodes 182 amino acids.